AUGGACAAAAAGGCAAAAGAGGAUCUCAGUUCAUCAAUGACGGCUUCAACAUCGGCCAUAAUCGAGGACUUUGUCGCUUCCUACGAGAAACAACGCGACUUCUACUGCCGCACAGCAAUUGCUGUUAGAAGGGUCUGCGAGGCAGCCCUCGAAAGACAUCAUAUACCAUGCCUAAUCAGUCACCGAGCAAAAGAAGCGGCAAGUCUACGCAAAAAGCUAUAUGCCCGACAACUUCUCCGAGGCCAUGUCUACUCCAGCAGGGAAGAGAUCAAAAACGAAAUUUCCGACCUUGCUGGCGUACGCAUUGCUCUCUACUAUCCUCGGCACGGAGAGGCAGUCAAGCGCAUACUCAAUGACGAAUUUACUGUCGUGGACAAAAAGACAAUCAGCCGAAUGGGCAUCGACGAGGCAAUCCACGGCGGCUACGAUCGAUGGUUCCCGGGCUACUGCGCGAAGCACUAUCGGGUGCACCUCAAGAACGGAACGGUCAACCAGGAAGGCGUCCCUAUUCUCAACACAAAGAUAGAGAUCCAGGUCGUCUCUGUGCUGCGGCAUGUCUGGGCCGAAGUGGAGCACGACGUGGUCUACAAGGGGAAGCUCAGGGCGAGCAGAGACGACCACCGCAUCCUGGACGGUUUGAGCGGUGCGGUUUUUCUCGGCGAAUGCUUUCUCGAUCAACUGUAUCAAACCCAGGUAGCAAAGACUACUACCGACGACAAAGGUUUUGAGAACGUCUACGCGCUAGGAUCAUUUCUGUGGAAUUGGACGGCCUCCCUCGGGCAUUGCCAGGUGGAAUACCCUGUUGAAGUCGAGUUUCUAAAAGAUCUGCUCGGUAUUCUGGGACUUAACAAUCCACGAACACUACGAGAUAUUCUCAGUCAGAUCGACCUGUCUACUCGAGAAGGCAGCGAAUGGCAUUCUUUCCGGGCCGCUUUCCACCCCGCCAGGUCCAGCCUUACGAUGUUCAUAAUGGCCCGGAUCCUCUCAAUGCCGGUCGGAGCCAGCAAGCUCGACAAUACUCCAAUGGACGAUCCUGGACCCGAUCAGGCACGACUGGAGCUGGGACUUGUUUCUAGUUCCCUGAUUUGGCUCGAUCGGGUGUAUCCGCUCUCGUCUCAAUUAUUUGGAGCUCUCUUCGCCAGUGACUCAUGGGACCGUUAUCUGCCUGGAAUCCGGUGGCUUGAUUCGCGGAAAGCCCAGGAUUAUUGGAGGGGGAAUGCAGUGCUCACCGACGAGGAAAAGUACAGAAUCAACGGUCUUUUCCAGUGCUUUGCGGGAAACAGGGAAAAGCCUAUUCAGCUUGCGUUUGCGCUUGCCAGAUUGGGUGUUCUGAAAAGAUACGCUGCUGACUGGUUGGCGUUACGUCGCGUCAUCUCGCCGUUGCUUAUUGUAAUAAAGGCUCGAUAUUAG
Messenger RNA from Aspergillus lentulus, 1410 nucleotides. RefSeq lists its product as uncharacterized. NCBI's taxonomy places the organism in Eukaryota, Fungi, Ascomycota, Eurotiomycetes, Eurotiales, Aspergillaceae. The record is from RefSeq and is a predicted model, not a curated record. Gene Ontology annotation, biological process: guanosine tetraphosphate metabolic process.